AUGACAUUUGUGCUUAUGUUUCUUGAUUGCACCCACGGAUUUGGAGUUGGAUUUGAUGGCCUGCAGGAAUCUAGGCUUUUAAGACCAGCACUGAAAAUCGUGGGAGUUGGCAACGCUGAGGUGGGCAGGGAAACCGAGGCACAGAGGGCUGGCGGCUUGCCCAAGGUCACCCUGGUGUUGGUGGCACAGCUGGGAGAGACCCCUGACCUCUUCCCCCCCCCCCCCCAACACACGGACACACAUGGUAUCGGAGCCCAAUUUCCGCUCCGACAGCCGCACUCCUCCGUUUCCAGUGGGGAUCCUGCUUCCUGGUGGCCCUACUGCCUCAAACGCUGCAGCUACUGCAACUUCAACAAGUACAUCCCCCGGGGCCUCGACGAGGCGGCGGUGCGGAGCUGUCUCGCCCGGGAAGCCCAGACCCUGAUCCAGCUGAGCCGAGUGCAGAGGAUCAGCUCAGUGUUCUUCGGCGGGGGGACGCCAAGCCUGGCCAGCCCGCUUACCAUCGCUGCGGUGCUGGAGACCAUUUCCCAAUGCGCUCGCUUGGCGGCAGACGCGGAGGUCACUCUGGAAGCCAACCCCACCUCGGCCGGAGCCUCGCGGCUGGCGGGCUUCCAGGCAGCAGGUGUCAAUCGCCUCUCUGUUGGCAUCCAGUCAGCGGACAACGCAGAGCUCCAGCUCCUGGGGCGGGACCACACGGCGGAUGAGGCUUUGAGAACCCUGGAAGAGGCCAAGAAACUGUUUCCAGGACGCACGUCCAUCGACCUCAUCUUCGGCCUCCCGGGCCAGAGCGUUGCCUCGUGGGCCAGGGGGUUGGAGCACCUGCUUCAGCUGUGCGACGACCACGUGUCCCUGUACCAGCUCACGCUGGAGCGGGGCACCUCCCUCUUCAAGCAGGUGCAGCAGGGCACCCUGCCUACACCCGAGCACGACGUGGUGGCUGAGAUGUACGAAGUGUCGCGGCAGAUGCUGCAGGAUGCAGGCUUCCGGCAGUACGAGGUCUCCAACUUUGCCAGGAAUGGCGCACUCAGCACCCACAACCUGUCCUAUUGGCAGGGGGGGCCCGACAACGGGGUCUCCAGGCCUGUCUCUCUGCCAGGAGCCCACGGGAGGUUUGUGCCCCGAGGAAGCGGUACGAGCCUUCGGGAGGCCCGGAUACAGACCCUGGAGCCAGACAACUGGAUGAGGGAGGUGCUGGCCUGGGGACACGGGACCAGGAAGCGGGUUGCGCAGAACCCACUGGAUGUGCUGGAGGAGAUCUUGGCUCUGGGGCUCCGCACGGAUGUUGGGAUCACACACCAGCACUGGCUGCAGUUUGCUCCCAGCCUGAGCCUGUGGGAUGCAUUUGGAGCCUCGGAAGAAGUGAAGGAGCUGGAGGACCAGGGCUUCCUGCUUUUGGACCACAGGGGGCUAAGAUGCUCUUGGACAGGUUUGGCUGUGCUGGAUUCUCUGCUACCAACUCUUCUCAACCAGCUCCAGCAGACCUGGGCAGACAGGGUAUCUCCUACCUGAUAGCUCCCUGCCAGGAGGCAGGGGUUUGUCUUGGCACAUGCAGACAAGCCGCUCAUGGAUUCUGUCCACCUGGGGAACUGGAACAUGGAUAGAUCUUGCCUCCAAUCUGAAAGGCAUUUCAGAGGGAGCACUUAAUCCCUAAGCAUCUGGAGAGCUUGGCUGUUACCGUACUGGAUCCCAGGGUAAGGGCCCCUCUGGGAGAUGUUGCAUCUAUGCAGAGCAGAGAAGACACCAGUUCUUUGCUUUCUAAGCACCCUGUGUGCUAAGUGCUAUGGAGAAUAAAACGGGUGAAGUACGUUUUAACUUUAGAACGAAUGCAAAGAAAAAUCAAGCAUUGGCUUCUGCAGUUACAAAAACAUGAGGAAGGGAGGUCCUGCACUGUGCAGGCAGCCUCACUCCAGUAGAGGGCAGUAAGGGGCAGCACAAAUCCUGCCCUAGCAAAACUCCUUAGAGAGACUUUGGACCCACAGCUCCCCAGAAGGGGAUCACCCCCCAAAAGGGGAUGUCUCACUCCCUGCCUGGGGUUAGCUUUGUGGCUGCUGGGUUUUUGUUUGGAUGAGACUUUCCCUUUGCUCUGUUUAUACCAGAGUGAGUGAAGGGUUUGCUGGCAAGACUUUCAAUAUGCUUGACCUUGGGACUCCAGUGUUGAUACUUCCAGCCCAGCUCAGAAGCAGGGCUCAGUGUCUAACUCAUCUCCUUUUAUUGUUCUUGCUGCCCCGAGUGCUAGAGCCGCAGGUAGGUGGCAGGAAUUGCAGAGACUCAUCUCCCACUACUCCGGAGAGCUGGGAAGAGGCAGAUCCUACCUCCAAGGAGUGCGCACCGUGAAGCCCCCAUCCUCUACCAUGCAGAUUGCACAUGGAUAUUGGUCACCUUCCCAGGGGAUGCACUGCUGCACUGACCAUGUCCGGAGGGGGCUCUGUCCACUUUUACUGACAGAACGCUUGCCAUCUACUUUUAUAUAAUCCAUAGAAUAUAUCUGUAGAGCUUGGGCAGGGGCAGGGUACCCCAGUUUGCCAACAUGCCAUGCCUGGGUGAAGCGGUAGAUAGGCCCAACAAUGGCUGAGUCCAGCAGACCAGCUCAUUGCAAUAUCUACUGGAUCACAUAGCUUCUCCCUGACUUCUGCAAGAUCACUUCCCUUUGAAACCGAAGUGAGGGCUGAUAUUACUAUGCAGGAGCUGGGCUUCCCUUCCACGCUUUGUGAAGGAACAGCUGUUGGGAGCUUCUUCAGCUUCAGCUGCAAUGCCAGGGCUACUGUUCCCUACUUGGAGUGACUAAAAGUCUAUUUCUGACUGAUUGGACCAAAAUAAAGCCCCAAACACUUCUUAAUUUAUAUUACACUGAUGCCUGGCACCUGCACCUCCCAGUUUAGGGCCCAUUGUAAUAGGGGCUGUAUAUACACAUAGCAUGCCUUGAGAAGCUUUUACAGUAUUAGGAGACCUGAUGGAACAAGGGUGGGCAAAAGGAAAUGUAUAAUCAGUGGUCAACAGCUGCUUGUUACUCGUUGGUGUAGAGUUAGGCAAAAUCAAACUCAUUUCCUCAUAAGCAAACGUCAUGGCUUGCUGGUCUUGCCUCUUGGCCUUUGACUCAUACAGGCCCAACACCAAAAGGUGGCUUUAUCUUGCUGGGUUCUGAAGAGGCCAAGAAGGUCUGGUGGGAUCUCUAGGGCUAUAGGAGAAUAAACCAAAACAUUAGCAAAAUCAGGUAUGUUCCCUUCAUCUUCAUUAUGACUGGGGAAAGCAAGAACAAAAUUUUCCAAAUGCAGCUCCAUUUGGCUACAUGAGGAAAGGAGAGUGAUUUCUUAACCAAGGUGUCUUGAGAUCCUUUGAAGGGUAUGGUAAACUUGGAGGAGAUAAGAGAGGUGUGAGGAAGUGAACAGAUAAGCACAGGUCCAGGCUCUCCCUCCCUGGAUGCUUUUGCACCACCAUAGUUUGGCCCUUUCCAAAGAGGUAAAUGCUGCAAUAACUGAGUGAGGUUUUUAAAACCGGGUACUGCUUAAUUCACAAUAGUUAUGGAGGGGGCUUAAGUUAGGAGGAGUGCCUUGAGUCUGAAAAAGUUGAGAACCAGCGCACUAUGCCAAUGGCCAAAUUGUGCCUUCGGUGAUGCUUACAUCGCCCCACUGGCUUUGGGCACCAGUCAGAGUAGACCAUGGGCCAAAAUUAGUGGGGAAAAGCUGGAGAAGAGGGAAGACCUUUCUUCUGGAGCCUUCAAGAAGAAACAAGUACAAAGGAAAUCUACAGUCAAUGCAGGCUACUUAAACAUUUGCGUUGUAUCCCUUUGAACCAAGCAUGGUGUUUGGCUCGCUGGAUGAUUAAUGUCUGCUGUAAAAGCAUCAGAGUUACUUUCAGUAAGAUGACAUUCACAUCUACCCUAUGUCUGGCUGCAGGAAAUGCCUAUUAAUGUCUGACUAGUCUGAAUUCCCAUCCAGGGCCUGGGCCAGAGUCCAUCCAAAUCAAUAGAAGGGUUCAUAUGGAUGGCAAUGAGCUAUAAGGAAGGUUUGAAGAGGACAAGAGAGUCCUUUGUAGGAGAUGCUCAGAGACUGAUAUGUCCUGGGAGCUUGGGUCUUUCCUUUCACUUAACCCAAUGUCAACCAGGCAUAACUCCAAAUCAAUGGCAUGUGGAAAGCAGCUUUAGGGCUAUUAAGGGCUUUUAAUAAUAUUUGCUGUCAACCAGGUACGUUCCAGUUCAUUGCAGUUAUUGCACAAGGCAGUGUUGCCUGUUGGGUAGAGAAAACCGCAAGCUGAGAGGUCCUUUUGUACACACAGCCUCACCAUACCUCAUUCUCCCCAUAUCUAUAUAUCAUUUGCAGGUAAUAAUACUCAUGCAGUUCAGAGAGGCCUAGGGAAAAAAGCACAUAGGAUGAGCACAGUCUCACAAGGAAGGGGGUGGGAAAUAAGACAGCUGAAUGGAAUGCAGUGAAGCUCAAUUUUCCCUCAUUGCCAUAUCCUGAUUGUAUCAAGAAUUACUGACUAAUAACUAGUAAUUUCACGUGAGUUAAAACAACAACACCGGCCCAUCCCCGCUAAUUAGGAAGGGCCCCCAUUUCUACUUCCUGAAGGACUGGCAUGUUUACUUGCCAUCCAGGUGAAACGCGUGAUUAAAUUUCCCCAGGGCUGAGGAAACCAUGACUCAUGUUCUCUUCCUCCU
Messenger RNA from Alligator sinensis (Chinese alligator), 4654 nucleotides. RefSeq names its product radical S-adenosyl methionine domain containing 1 (gene RSAD1). Gene Ontology annotation, biological process: porphyrin-containing compound biosynthetic process. Gene Ontology annotation, cellular component: cytoplasm. The coding region runs from base 1 to 1509 and encodes 502 amino acids. Gene Ontology annotation, molecular function: 4 iron, 4 sulfur cluster binding; coproporphyrinogen oxidase activity. The record is from RefSeq and is a predicted model, not a curated record. The transcript has 11 exons. NCBI's taxonomy places the organism in Eukaryota, Metazoa, Chordata, Crocodylia, Alligatoridae.